This is a messenger RNA of Capsella rubella, 1242 nucleotides long. RefSeq lists its product as uncharacterized. The record is from RefSeq and is a predicted model, not a curated record. Gene Ontology annotation, biological process: transcription by RNA polymerase III. Gene Ontology annotation, molecular function: DNA binding. NCBI's taxonomy places the organism in Eukaryota, Viridiplantae, Streptophyta, Magnoliopsida, Brassicales, Brassicaceae. Bases 98 to 1057 code for a protein of 319 amino acids. Gene Ontology annotation, cellular component: RNA polymerase III complex. The transcript has 9 exons.
UCAGAAUUGCAGAGGACCCGAGUUCGAAACCCUCCCUUCCCAAAUCCCCAAUUUUUUUUUCCUUCGUUUUCGAAUUUCUUGCCGGCGGGCGACUGCCAUGGAUUCCGAGGACCACCAGAAUCGCCCAAUUUCCAAGCGGAGGUUCAAACCAACACCUCCGGCGACUUCUCACCGGCCGAUCGUCCCAGCUAUCAACACCGAAGCUGAAGCUGAGGAAGAUAAUAAAAAAGCAGCUCGCCAGUUAGCCAAACGUAUCGGCAUUGGCAGGGAGAAACCCAAAACCGAAACAAAAGCUUCUUCCUCUGAAGUUGCUUUCCAAGCAGACUUCUCGUCACCUGAGAUAAAGUCGUUUGGGGUUCCUAAAGAAGAUGACAAGCGUGGUUCUGAAGUCAAUCCUGAUGUAAAUCCCUCUUCUUCUGCUGUUAUUCCUCCUCCUGUUUUAUCUGCUACUGCUCGAGAAGAUCAAGAAGAGCUUCAAAAUUUGGUUACAAGAACCGAGGAUGGCUACAUUGAACCCUGGGAUUGUAGAAACUCCUACUAUCCUACUGUUCUUCCUUUGAGAAAGCCUAACUCUGGUGAUCCAGAACUGCUUGACCAGGAGGAAUUUGGGGAGGUGGCUAAACACCGUGAACAUAAUGAGAACACCAUCAACUCAGCAGAAGAACUCGGUCUGACAUCGGUUGAACACGGCAAAGAACAGAUGUUUUUCUUCAAACUUCCAGACUGUCUCCCUAUAAUGAAGCAAUCGACAGGAACGAACACCAAGAGAUCGGUACCGGAGAACAGUUCACAAAGAAGCAACCCUUUUGAAGGUUUACGAGAAGGUUUCAUGGGCAAAAUGCUAGUUUACAAGAGCGGCAAUGUCAAGAUGAAACUUGGAGAUGUCCUCUUCGAUGUCUUGCCAGGUCCGAAUACAAAAUUUCAUAAUGAUGUGGCAGCAAUCAACACCAAAGGGAGGAACUGUUGUCGCAUUGGUUCUUCAGCAAAGAUUGUGACCGUUACUCCUGAUGUUGAGUCUCUUUUGAACACUGCUUCAGACAUGGAAACACAGAAGUGAAGGUUGUUCUGGAUAUAGCCGGUCCUGUGCAUACAAGGAUGUGAAAAGCGUAGAAUUGACCAUUUAGAUUCUGUAGCUACAAACUAAUCUUCAACCCUGAUCGUAAAAACUCUUCUCGGUGUCUUCUUUUGUAGUAAGAGAUUCAGUAAGUGGGGUAAAAGAAAACUCUUUAACGUUUUGAAACA